AUGGGAAAGGAAUUUCUGAUUUGGAAAUCAGAAAGAGGAUCCAAGACCCGCCGCGGCAAUGGUGAUAAACGGGCAUUUAAUCCAACCACGCAGGCAACAAACAACGAACUUUGUCCAGUUUUCUAUUACAAGGAAUUCAAGAGUCACCGUCCAGAAGAAAUGAAUAGCGCUGACAGCCCGUUUUACUUGGCCAUAAAUUAUCGGCGACGACCUGGCAGCAACGUCUGGUACAUGAGAGCACCACUCUGCAAGAACGAGAUUGGUAAGCUGAUGAAAACAGCUGUGCAAUCAGCAGGCCUGCUGGGAAAUUUUACCAACCACAUUGUUCGAAAGACUUGUUUAUCUCGCCUGAUAGACGCGGAGGUUCCCGUAAAUUACGUCGCUCAAUUAAGCGGGCACAGAAAUUUAAAGAGCCUCGAUUCUUACCAAGCAGCGUCCGCAGACCAUCAGCGGAAAAUGUCCUUCAGUUUAAGCCGCUCCGGCCAAGAAAGUACUCAGACAUCGACAGUAAGCGUCCACGAGAACACCACUUUGCCGGCGAAUCUUCCCAAAGAUGUCAGUAAAUCAGGAGUUUUCUCAGGCGCUUGCAUCGGGAAAAUUGAAGGCUGCACCUUCAAGUUCAACAUUGCCCGUGAAAAAGAAGAAAGCCCAAAGUUCGCGAAGCCCAAGAAAUAA
This is a messenger RNA of Pocillopora meandrina, 675 nucleotides long. NCBI's taxonomy places the organism in Eukaryota, Metazoa, Cnidaria, Anthozoa, Scleractinia, Pocilloporidae. The record is from the annotation of a GenBank genome assembly.